AUGGAUUCAAGUGCGAGAGGGAAUACGGACUCCAAGGCUGAAUUUCGUAAGCCGUCGAAUGAUGCAGCUAAUAGGAAGUACCGGCGUAGAUCUCCGGUGGCUGGGUCGCCAUCACCAUCAGAUGGGAGUCCACCACGUGACCGCAGCUUGAGUCCAGUCCCGUGGAGAAAGGAUAUUACAAAAGUUGCUGAUGUUGAACAAAAAAGGGACGAUAGUAGGAAUUGGAUGUCUAGGAGCCAUCACAGGCGUGAUGACCAUAUUAGGCGCGAUAGACGUGAGGAUGAUUAUGAUCGAGGAUAUUCCAAGCACUCCUACCGUUCUAGCCGGGACUUGCGAGACAACAAUAACUCAAAUUACUCAAGGUCUGAUAGAGAGCACCCGUCUAGACAUUACGUGAAAGAUGUAGACACAUACUCGCGUGCAAAAUCUGAGGGUUUGGGACAUAGAAGUAAGGAUAAUGACUCAUAUGAUAGGGGUGAUCGGUAUGGAAAGACGGACUAUAGAAAGAGUUCCAUUGAUCAUAAAGGUGAUCGUUCACCUGCUUAUGAAGAAUCAAGAGCCCAGAGAAAUGAUUAUUAUUCACGAAGGGACAGUUCUGGGCAUCGUUUGAAAGAAUCCUUUUCAAGAGACUACAAUGAAAUUGAUUCAAAUGAUGAAAAGAGCCGUGUAGAUAUGGGUUCUCAUAAGGUGCAAAUUAAUAGAGAUACAAAGGAGAACCCUGGCAGUAUGUCCGAUAAAGGUGAAGAGGCUGUCGCUAAGAAGCCGAAGACUUUAGGCCCUGAUACAAGUGCUGCUGGACGAGAUGGUCCUCCUGAGAAGGCUUAUGUGAUGGAUUCUGAUAUUGAUGCUGCAAAAGUUGCUGCUAUGAAAGCUGCUGAAUUAGUUAACAAGAACUUGAUUGGAACUGGAUGCAUGACUGCUGAUCAAAAGAAAAAGCUUUUGUGGGGCAACAAGAAAAACACUUCUACGGAGGAGCCUGCCCACCGUUGGGACACAACAAUGUUUGGCGAUCGCGAACGACAAGAAAAAUUCAACAAACUCAUGGGCGUGAAGGUGGAGUCCAAGGUGGCGGCCAAGCUGGACGAUCCAGAUGUCGAGAAGCAGAGGGAGCAACUUCAGAUGGAGUUGGAAAGGCAGUACACGGCCGGGUUGCGCCGGCGAGACGGCCGGACUGUUGGGCUCGGCCUAUAA
This is a messenger RNA of Striga hermonthica, 1191 nucleotides long. NCBI's taxonomy places the organism in Eukaryota, Viridiplantae, Streptophyta, Magnoliopsida, Lamiales, Orobanchaceae. The record is from the annotation of a GenBank genome assembly.